Harmonia axyridis is the source of this 1264-nucleotide messenger RNA. RefSeq lists its product as uncharacterized. The coding region runs from base 131 to 499 and encodes 122 amino acids. The transcript has 3 exons. The record is from RefSeq and is a predicted model, not a curated record. Lineage: Eukaryota; Metazoa; Arthropoda; Insecta; Coleoptera; Coccinellidae.
AAUAUGACAUUUGGGUGUAGCUUAUAUGUAGGCUAGGCUUAUUUUGUGUUAGUUCGUGGAAUAGUGUAGACAUUUUUGUGCAGGUUUUCAUAUACUAUUUAGUGAUUCAAAGGUGAAAAUCGUUUGCAAUAUGGAGAGUACUAAACUCCAGCAGUCAGAAAUCUCUGAGAAGGUGAAUGAAACCGACCCUGCCUCUGCCUCCAAUAAAAAUUCAGGAGAUACUAUAAUUAAGAAAAGCAAAAAGAAAAGAUCAGGGCCUUCAAAACGAAAGACCAAGAAUGAAAAAUCAAUUUCGUUGAGAGUUCACCUAGAUUUGAAACUAUUGGAACCCUUGAAGUUACCUGAAAAGUUACGCAAACAAAUAAAAAAACAAAUGGCAGAACAGGCUCAGACCAGUAGAACUGAAUCAGAUAAAAUCAAAGAAGAAAACUCUUCACCUCAAAGAGUGGAAGAAUUGAGUCAUAAAUUAGAAGAAGCAAAGUUAAAGGAAAGCUCAUAACAGUGAAAAUAUAAGAUAAGAAAACAAUACAUAUUGGAAUUUUGAGUUCCAUUCAUCAUAUGUUAUUCAAUCAAAAGCAAGAUUCGUGAGACAUGCAGUAAAAAGUGUAUAUUUUUCAAAUUAUAACUAUUGAAUUUCAACUUUUCUUUUAGUAUGAUUAUAUAUUUUUAUUUCAUUUGUAUUUAUUUCAAUUUGUAACAUGGCACUAUUUUCAAAAGAUAAUUGAAUGUUAUAAUAGAAUCACACUUUCAACCUCGCUUUCAACCGAAGAUUGUAUUACUGUGAUAUAUAAUGCUAGAACUUUCAUUUAAAUGGUUAAUAUAUAUUAUAUUCAAUUCAACAGAAAAAAUUCUACUCAUGUUUUACAAGGAAUUAUAUUCACUUCCUUGUAUAUUUUACAAAAGAAAGAUACAUUAUUAGUAAUCACAGUUAUUAUUUAUAUGUAAUUCUGAUUCAACAUACAGAAAUAGUUUGUCAGUUUAUAAAUUAAUGUUGUUUAUGUACGACCUAAUUGAAUUUGUUUUUUAUAAUUUAAGUACUAGUGUGAGCAGAAUAUAAUAAUAUACUUUCAAUGAUCUCCCAAUUUUGAUGAAUUAUGUUACAAAUACUGAGAAAAAAAAAUUACUUUCAAAACUGAAGAAAUAUUCAAUUUGAUGCGAAUCCCUCUAUUCGAAUGAAGAUUCGAGUCCUAGGGUUCAAUUAAUUUAGUAUAUUGCAAUAAAUGAAUUCAAUGAAAAUCGAGAUUAAAGUUAAUUAUCUUUCUGA